AUCUCACUAAGCCGAAAUGGAAAUGCCUGCCUCAGCAAUCGGCUUCGAAGGCUAUGAGAAGAGGCUCGAGAUUUCAUUUUCCGAGCCUGGUGUAUUUGCUGACCCUUCUGGGUCCGGACUUCGAUCCCUUUCGAAGUGCCAGCUGGAUGAAAUCUUAGACCCAGCACAGUGCACCAUUGUCUCAUCUCUCAAGAACGAUGAUGUGGAUUCCUAUGUCCUAUCCGAGUCCAGCCUCUUUGUCUACCCAUACAAGAUCAUUGUGAAAACUUGUGGGACCACCAGACUUCUGCUUUCAAUCCCACCCAUACUCAAAAUGGCCGAUACACUCGGGCUGACUGUGAGUUCCGUUCGCUACACCCGCGGCAGUUUCAUAUUUCCAGGCGCCCAGCCGUUUCCCCACCGGAGCUUCACCGAAGAAGUAGUUGUUCUUGAUGAACAUUUCACCAAACUGGGUCUCAUUAGCAAAGCUUACGUGAUGGGGGGUGCAGAUGAGUACGAAAAGUGGCACGUGUAUUCUGCAUGUGCCGCCACGUCAGCGACCGAAACGGUCCCUGUUUACACCCUGGAGAUGUGCAUGACCAAUUUGGACCAGAAGAAAGCCUCCGUCUUCUUCAAGAACCAGUCCAGCUCUGCAGCUGUCAUGACUGAGGUAUCGGGAAUCAGAAAGAUCCUUCCUGAAUCUGAUAUUUGCGACUUUGACUUCGAGCCGUGUGGCUACUCCAUGAAUGCGAUUGAAGGUGGGGCGAUUUCGACAAUUCACAUCACCCCGGAAGAUGGGUUCAGCUACGCCAGCUUUGAGGCGGUUGGGUAUGAGUUCGAAAGAGACGAUUUGAGCCAGCUUGUGGAGAGGGUGCUGGAUUGCUUCAAGCCAGCAAAGUUUUCUGUGUCUUUGCAUUCUUCUGUUUCUGGGGAUGAAGUCGAUACCGAGUUUGGUGCACUGGAUAUUGAGGGGUAUAGGUGUGGAGAAAAGAGCUUCGAAGAGCUCGGUGAUGGAGGAGCAAUGGUGUACAGCAGCUUCACUAGCAAUGGAGGAUGUGGGUCCCCCAAGUCUACUCUGCAGUGCUGCUGGAGUGAGAAUGAGGAUGAGGAAGUUUCUGCCAAGAAAUGAUUUUAUUAUCUCUCUAUAUAUAACUAUAUUCUUCUUUCACCGGUGUGUCUUUUAUUUGAAAACUGGAAUAUUAUAUUAUUAUCUUUAGUGUUGGAGAAAAUAAAUUUGAUCGGAGUGAAGAUUGAUAUAUAUUACUGCUGUUUGUAAUGAAGUCUCAGAUAUUGAUAUAUGUAUUACUACUGGUUGCAAUAAACUUAUGGAUUGCUUAUAUAUUA
Messenger RNA from Erythranthe guttata (spotted monkey flower), 1323 nucleotides. Its product is annotated as S-adenosylmethionine decarboxylase proenzyme. Gene Ontology annotation, biological process: spermidine biosynthetic process; spermine biosynthetic process. The record is from RefSeq and is a predicted model, not a curated record. Lineage: Eukaryota; Viridiplantae; Streptophyta; Magnoliopsida; Lamiales; Phrymaceae. Gene Ontology annotation, molecular function: adenosylmethionine decarboxylase activity. Gene Ontology annotation, cellular component: cytosol.